Hippocampus comes (tiger tail seahorse) is the source of this 1491-nucleotide messenger RNA. Its product is annotated as G protein-activated inward rectifier potassium channel 3-like. The transcript has 3 exons. Gene Ontology annotation, molecular function: inward rectifier potassium channel activity. NCBI's taxonomy places the organism in Eukaryota, Metazoa, Chordata, Actinopteri, Syngnathiformes, Syngnathidae. Gene Ontology annotation, cellular component: plasma membrane. The record is from RefSeq and is a predicted model, not a curated record. Bases 1 to 1491 code for a protein of 496 amino acids. Gene Ontology annotation, biological process: regulation of monoatomic ion transmembrane transport; potassium ion import across plasma membrane.
AUGAUCUCCACUGUGAUGUGCGGCAAGGAAAUUGUGGUCCAAAGCGGUCGGUGCGACAGUCUUGACGGAAGACCUGUCAGGAUCGAGAGUACUGCCGCAAAACAUCAGGCCACACCGCAAUUUCAGUCAAUCCCUGAUCAGACUGCGCCUAUUCCUAACAUUCCCUCCACUAAAAGAACCUUCCUAACCCUCAACCUGACUCACUUCUCAUCCCUUUCACUCCCCUCUCAGGAGGAGCCCCAGGUCAGCAGUCAGGCUGCAAUGUCCUUCCAGCAGCAGACCGUCAAAAUGGCACCACUUGAAACCAUCGAGAAGGCCCCCAAGCCUCAGCGUUUGCUCCAAGGCGGCAAGCUUAAAAGUUUUAGCUCCAGGUGGCAAUCGCGAGGCUCCACGAGGAGGAGCACCUUUUCCAUUCAAGCAACCGAGACGGUGAACGGGUCAAAGACGGAGAGGAAGCGGCGUAAGAUCUUAGGCGACGCGCACUCCGCGCACUUGACCGCUGGCAGCCAGCGUCAACGCUACAUCACCAAAGACGGCAAGUGCAGGGUCAACUUGGGGCCUAUCGAGGACAAAAGUCGGUUUAUUUCGGACAUUUUCACCACGCUGGUGGACCUGAAGUACCGCUGGUUCCUUCUCGUCUUCACCAUGUGCUACAUCCUCACAUGGUUAGUCUUUGGCGUGAUCUACUUCCUGGGUGCUUGGUUACGAGACGAUAUUGCCCAUGUGCACAACCGAGAGUGGCAAGCGUGCUACGCAAACGUGGACAGUUUCUUGUCCGCCUUGCUGCUCUCGCUGGAGAGUCAGAGGACCAUCGGCUACGGCUCCCGGAUGGUGACGGCCAACUGCCCGGAAGGUGUGGUGCUCCUGAUGGUGCAGUCCAUCCUGGGCUCCAUCAUCGAUGCGCUAAUGGUGGGCUGCAUGUUUGUCAAAAUCUCCCGGCCCCAACAGAGGGCCCAGACGCUGAUCUUCAGCAAACACUGCGUCAUAUGCGAGCGAGACGAGAAGCUGUGCAUGCUCUUCCGCAUUGGGGAUCUCAGAGAGAGCCACAUGGUGGACGCCAAGAUCCGGGCCAAGCUCAUCAAAUCCAGGCAGACCAAAGAGGGGGAGUUCAUCCCGCUUGAGCAAUCCGAACUGAAUUUGGGGUACGACACGGGUGGAGACCGACUGUUGCUGGUGGAGCCCCAGACCAUCACCCAUGUCAUCAACCAAAGCAGCCCCUUCUGGGACGUGGGGGCCGAGCGUUUGAAGAGGGAGAGCUUUGAGAUCAUCGUUAUCCUGGAGGGUAUCGUGGAAGCCUCAGGCAUGACAUGCCAGGCCAGAACGUCAUACACGGAGGACGAGCUCCUGUGGGGCCACCGCUUUGAGUCGUGCAUAUCCCUGGAGAAAGGCGCCUUCCGUGUAGACUAUAGCGCGUUUGACAAGACCUUCGAAGUGCAAAUGUCACCACUGAGUGAAAAAGACAGGAGAGAUGCAAUGGAACGAGAACUUUAA